AUGAAGAUGAUCAUCAAGACCAUCUUCGCCAUCGUAGCAAUAACCAUGGCCUUAACCCUACUUUUCACCACCCAAAACUCCAUUUCUCCACCACCACCGGAAACCCCUUCUCAGCGCAUCAAACCGGCGGCGGCGGCAGCGGCAGCAAAAAGGGUGGGGCGGUUUCUCCAGCAAAACGAGAACCCGAGAGCGGCCGACCAGUGCAACAAGGACGAAGAGAUCUGCAGCCAAAUUUCGGAAGGGAGAAACACGACUUGCUGUAACAACAAGUGCAUGGACUUGCAUUUCGACGAGAACAACUGCGGGGCAUGCAAGAACAAAUGCGCUUUUACGGAGUCGUGCUGCAGAGGGAAGUGCGUGAAUCUCGCGUUCGACAAGAGGCACUGUGGCGCCUGCAAUAAGAGGUGCAUGACCGGUGGAUUCUGUAUAUACGGCAUGUGCGAUUACGCCUAAUUAGGGCUUCGGAAUUUGAUUUGGAAAUUCGUCGUAAAAAUUAAGGUUUGUUUGU
This is a messenger RNA of Erythranthe guttata (spotted monkey flower), 508 nucleotides long. RefSeq names its product stigma-specific STIG1-like protein 2. The record is from RefSeq and is a predicted model, not a curated record. Lineage: Eukaryota; Viridiplantae; Streptophyta; Magnoliopsida; Lamiales; Phrymaceae.